CAUUUUUGAAUUACAAUGGUUUCAACUUAUGGUGGGCUUAUCGAGAUGUAAUCCCAUCAUAAGUUGAGGAGCAUCUGUAAUUGUAUACUGUUUUGAGCCAGUAAAUGUGUGGUAAUUUGUUACACAGCAAUAGAUAAUUAAUACACAGUUCUCUGGUUUUGCUCACAUCAUUCCCCUCUUCCUAGGACUGCAAUAUAAGUCCUUGGAGACUGUUUUUGGAAACCUCCAUUGUUCAAUGAGGUGUAGAAGACUUAGACCAGAGGCAAUAUUUGAAAUCAGAUGAAGUGUCAUGGUGGUUUCAAAAAACUCAUUUUGGUUAUGAGAACUUCAGCCAAUGACUGAGGUGUGAGAAAGAAGAUCUGGUAUCCUAGAAAACAAGCUUAGAACAGGUUACAAAAGUUAUCAUUGUAGGUCUCUAAUGUUGCUAUAAUCAUAGGAAGGGAGACCCAGGCGAAAAGCCCCGGUGCACAAACUGGAUCAAUGAAAUAGGUACAGAGGCUGGCACAGCCAGAUUACUUAUAGAAACACGUAUGCCCAGGGCACUUUCUACUAACUGGAAAGGCUGAGCUCCCGAUAUAUUCCUGCAUCUUUUAUUAGACUCAUAGAAAGAUGGGACUUGGGUAAAUCCUUAGAGCACCAAGACAGACAUGGAAAAGGCAAAAUUGGGGAUGGAAGCGGGGGCAAAGACUGACCUAUCAGAAGACCCAGCAUGUGCUAAUUUAUGUGGAGGAGUAGUUGGGUUUAAGGUUGGAGAUUCAAAGAUGUGGACAGAUUACUAAUUAAUCAGCCCAACAACUGCUUUUUGUUUGCUAAGCGGAGGCGUCAUAAGGUCUAGUAAGACGUAGAUCUGGCCCACGAUGUUCUUACAGUCUCAAGUAGAAGGCAGAUAAGCCUAAUUCAUCAACUGAGGAGAAAAUAAUGGAGCUGUGUUUUGAAGGACAGGAAGGAAUUGGCUAGAUGAAAAUGAUGGAGAACCUAGAGGAAACAUUAGGUGGGACAAUCUGGAGAAUGGAAGCUGCCUGAAACAUCUGGGGCACUGCAAAAACUUGUGAAUGGUGGGAGCAAAGAAUGUGUGUGUGCAAGUGACAGACGAUGCCAGAGAGGUGAGCAGGGAUCAUAUUCCUCAGGGUUUUGGUUGAUAUGUUAUAGAGCUUGGACUUGAUGGUAAAAACAGAAGAUUUUAAAAUAUGAAUGAUAUUUUAAGCAGGCGAAUAUUUUAAUCAGAGAAAUUAUAUGAUGUUUUGUAUUUCUGAAAGAUACAGCCAUUGUUGUGUUGUGGAUGGAUCAGAGAGGGUUAGGAUUAGAGGCAGGGAGACAAGUCAGGAGGUAAGACGCAAUGAGGACCUAAAUUAAGAUAGUGGUAGUGGGAACAAAACAUUGUGAAAGACUAUGAAUAAUUAUGGAGGUAUUUUUGAUCAGAAUUAAUCAAUAAAACAUGGAGGUUAAGUGAAAAGAGAUGACUAUGAAUAACAUCAUGUUUGUAGCUUGGAGAAUGGGUUGUUGGAGAAAUAGAUUUGAAAGUGGAAGUCUGAGAAACAAUAACAUUUAAAGCUUACAAUGUAAGAGUAUAAGUCAAAGUCCAUGUGGGAUCCUGAGUACAGGAUGUCAGAGCCAUUGGAAUAAAGCUAAGAGAAAGUGGAUUCACCAAAUCUAAGAAAAUAAAUGUCAAUUUCUAUAAGCCGGACAUUAAAAUCUAACAGAAAAACUAGAUUGGAAAAACCAAAAUACUUAUAAAAAUUAAAAAUUGGGUCAGGCGCAGUGGCUUAUGCUUGUAAUCCCAGGACUUUGGGAGGCUGAGGUGGGUAAAUCACCUGAGGUUGGGAGUUUGAGACCAGCCUGUCCAACAUGGAGAAACCCUGUCUCUAUUAAAAAUAAAAAAUUAGCUGGGUGUGGUGGCACAUGCCUGUAAUCCUAGCUCCUCUGGACGCUGAGGCAGGAGAAUCACUUGAACCUGGGAGGCAGAAGUUGCAGUGAGCUGAGAUCAUGCCACUGUCCUCUAGCCUGGGCAACAAGAGCAAAACUCUGUCUCAAAAAAAAAAAAAAAUUAAAAAUUGGAAAAGUAACCAAAGAUGUGUGUGUGUGUGUGUGUGUGUGUGUGUGUGUGUGUAUAAAGAUCUUUUUACUAACAUUGGUCAUAGUGAUAAAAUAGCAGAAAUGAACACUAUGUCCAAAAGUAGAUUAUUUGAACAAAUAUUAGCUAACUCAAUCAAAUGACAAAAUUCUUUUCCUGGUGAAUCUUACAUUAUAGUAGGUUAGUAGCUAAUACAUAAAGAAAGAAACAUAAAAAUGAUGUCAGGAAGUGAUAAAUUUUGUGAAGAAAAUAAAGCAAAGUAAGUGGAUAGAGAGUUAUAAGGAACUCUGUUUUAAAUACAGUACUGGAAUGGGCAGUUUUAUCUGUCAACUUCUCGGGGCUGAAAUCCUCAGUUAUUCAAUCAGACACUAAUCUAUGUGUUGCUAUGAAGAUAUUUUGUAGAGGUAAUCAAAGGCAGUAAUCUGUUGGCACCAAGAAAGGGAGAUCAUUCUAGGGAAUCUGUGGAGGCCUGAUUCAAUCUGUUGAGGGCAAAGCUGAGGCUUCUCUGAAGAAGAGGAAAUUCCAGCUCUGGACAGCAGCUUCAGCCUGCAUGUGAGAGUUUCAGCCUACGCUUCCUAACGACCUGCCCUAUGGAUUUCAGACUCGCCCAGCUACCCCCACAAUCACGUAAGGAAGUGGAGGAUUAGAUGAUUUGCCCAGUCUUACCGUAAUUUGUAGAGCCGAGAUUGAAAUCCAGGUGAAACUUCACGUAUCACAUUCUUUUUAUCAGAUGGCAGUUUCUGGAUUUACUCUUGGAACCUGCACACUUCUGUUGCACAUUAGUUAUGUGGCUAAUUAUCCCAAUGGAAAAGUAACACAGUCAUGCCAUGGAAUGAUUCCUGAACACGGUCAUAGUCCACAGGCUGUUCCUGUUCAUGACAUUUCAGUGAGUCAGAUGACAUUCAGGCCGGGGGAUCAGAUUGAAGUUACUUUGUCAGGGCAACCAUUUAAAGGCUUUCUCCUAGAAGCACGUAAUGCUGAGGAUUUGAAUGGCCCUCCUGUUGGCUCCUUCACAUUGAUUGACAGUGAAGUGUCACAGCUUUUGACCUGUGAAGAUAUACAGGGAUCAGCUGUGAGUCACACAAGUAAAUCUAAAAAAACCGAAAUUAAGGUCUACUGGAAUGCUCCAAGCAAUGCCCCAAAUCACACACAGUUUCUAGCCACAGUUGUUGCAAAGUACAAAAUCUACUGGGUGAAGAUUCCUGGUCCUAUAAUUUCACAACCAAAUGCAUUUCCUUUUACGACACCUAAAGCUACAAUAGGACCUUUGCCAACGUUAGGUCCAGUUUCCCACUUAACCAAACCAUUCAGUGCCUCAGAUUGUGGGAACAAGAAGUUCUGCAUUAGGAGUCCUUUGAACUGUGACCCAGAGAAGGAGGCUGCCUGUGUCUUCUUGUCCUUCACAAGAGAUGACCAAUCAGUGAUGGUUGAAAUGAGUGGUCCCAAUAAAGGCUAUUUAUCCUUCGCUUUGUCUCAUGACCAAUGGAUGGGUGAUGAUGAUGCUUAUCUAUGUAUUCGUGAAGAUCAGACUGUGUACAUCCAGCCUUCCCAUUUAAUGGGGCGAAGUCACCCUGUAAUGGACUCCAGGGAUAGCCUUGAGGAUAUGGCUUGGAGGUUGGCGGAUGGUGUUAUGCAGUGUUCUUUCAGAAGAAACAUUACCGUCCCUGGAGUUAAGAAUAGAUUUGAUCUAAACACAAGCUAUUACAUAUUUCUAGCAGAUGGUGCAGCUGAUGAUGGUCGAAUUUACAAGCACUCUCAGCAACCUUUGAUAACCUAUGAAAAAUAUGAUGUGACAGACUCUCCAAAGAACAUAGGAGGAUCCCAUUCUGUACGUCUUCUGAAGGUUCAUGGUGCCUUAAUGUUUGUGGCAUGGAUGACUACUGUUAGCAUAGGAGUCCUGGUUGCCCGCUUCUUCAAACCAGUUUGGUCAAGAGCUUUCUUCCUUGGUGCAGCAGCUUGGUUUCAGGUGCAUCGGAUGCUCAUGUUCACCACAACUGCCCUCACCUGCAUUGCUUUUGUUAUGCCGUUUAUAUACAGGGGAGGCUGGAGUAGGCAUGCAGGUUACCACCCAUACCUCGGCUGUAUUGUGAUGACUUUGGCAGUUCUUCAGCCUCUUCUGGCAGUCUUCAGGCCACCUUUGCAUGACCCAAGAAGGCAAAUGUUUAACUGGACUCAUUGGAGUAUGGGAACAGCUGCUAGAAUAAUAGCAGUGGCAGCGAUGUUCCUGGGAAUGGAUUUACCAGGACUGAAUCUUCCUGAUUCACAGAAAACCUAUGCAAUGAUUGGAUUUGUAGCCUGGCAUGUAGGGACUGAGAUUGUUCUGGAGGUACAUGCUUAUCGGCUCUCUCGCAAAGUUGAAAUGUUGGAUGAUGACAGAAUUCAGAUCCUUCAGUCAUUUACUGCAGCGGAAGCAGAGGGUCAUGCUUUUAAAAAGGCAGUAUUGGCAAUUUAUAUCUGUGGGAAUGUUACUUUUCUCAUUGUAUUUUUGUCUGCAAUCAACCAUCUAUGAGCAAGCAAAGACCUUGGCUUUUGCAGGCCAGGUGGUAAUUAUCAUCAAACCAAAGAAACUUGAAGCCUGUGCUGACUGCCUGGAGCAUAUUUGUGAAUCUUCACUUGGAAGACUAGGGUCAUGUCUGAAGAGGAAUUCUGAAGUCCAGCUGUUCAACACUCAAGAGGGUCAUAUAGACUAUAACUUAAUAUCAUGCCUUACGUGUAAUUCUGGGUCUUAAAGGGAAGAUUGUACUUCAGGAGAAGUAACUCUCAAAUAUUUCAUGCCAAGAUUAUAAGAAUGUUGAUAUUCAAGAAAAUAGUGAUCUGGAAAAACAUAUCAGAUGUCACUACGAUAGAAAGGAGGUAUAUUAAGGUAAAUAUAUUUUAGAUGACAAAGGUGCUGUUGUAUUUUAAAGAAAAACAAUUUAUUUUUAUUAGUUUAUCUGAGUGGUCUGUGUUUAUUUAGAAACCGUUUUUCAGACGUAUCCUUUGCUCAGUGUAUUUCAUUACUUGUCUAGUAAAGGUGGAAAUGAGGCAGAUGCCAUUGUAGGUUUUACCAGCAUUUAACUAUAUUAUGAAUAUUAUAAUUUAUUUUUUAGCAAUGACAUUCACGUAUGCAUCUUUUACUUAAAUACCCUAUUUAUGUAUUCAGCUGCGGAGAUGAAAUAGCAUUUUAUGUGUUAAUGGUUUUGGCUAUAAAAUGUAAGUCCUUAUAGCAUUUGGGGACUAUAUAUAGACUUGGAUUUCAAAACUGAUAAAACUCACCCUUGUGAACAUAUCUAACAGAUAUUCUAUUUACUUGUAGAAAUAAAAUAACGUGUCUGGUUCUGUUUUGUUAGACAUUUUUGAUACUCUACUGAAUCAGAAUCAUCAGUGUUACCUUCCUUAUUUCAAUAAUUCAUCUAUUUUAUGGCUGCAUCUCAUAUGUGCUAUGAGGACUUCUAGCCAGUGGGUGGCGCUGUAAUACCGAAGUUCUGUACUGCUUUGUUCUCUUUGCUUCUGCUGAUUCCUUUUUAGUGUUUAGGUAACAUUAUGGGAUGGCAUUUCCCUUAAAUUCCACCAACUCUCCUUAAUCUUUAUUUUUAAAAGGUCUACUUUUUUUGGGUGCUUGAGGUAAUGGGUUAAAACCUCAAAUUAGUAACCAGUGUUUAUUUUCCAGUUUCUGUUUGUUUUCUGUGAUUUGUAACAAUUGUUUGAUAUUUGUUUUUACCUUCCCCCGACCCUGUAAUGAAUGAAUGCAGCUAUCUUGGGCAAAGCAAAUAAAUAAACUGUGCAUUUUAAAAUAAAA
Molecule: messenger RNA, 5849 nt
Organism: Callithrix jacchus (white-tufted-ear marmoset)
Lineage: Eukaryota; Metazoa; Chordata; Mammalia; Primates; Cebidae
Source: RefSeq, a predicted model, not a curated record